Molecule: messenger RNA, 2860 nt
Organism: Sapajus apella (tufted capuchin)
Lineage: Eukaryota; Metazoa; Chordata; Mammalia; Primates; Cebidae
Gene: FGF23
Product: fibroblast growth factor 23
Exons: 3
Coding region: 52-1011 (319 amino acids)
Biological process (GO): positive regulation of protein phosphorylation; regulation of cell migration; animal organ morphogenesis
Cellular component (GO): cytoplasm
Molecular function (GO): growth factor activity; type 1 fibroblast growth factor receptor binding
Source: RefSeq, a predicted model, not a curated record
GCCUCCGGGGUCUUUGCACUUUCUUUCAAUGGGCUGAUUACAACACAGAGGAUGUGGACAGUGGAGUUUUUCCUGUUUGAUGUCACACUGCUACCCUUUAAAAGUCUGAUGGCAAAAAGGAGGGAAUCCAGUCUAGGAUCCUCACACCAGCUACUUGCAAGGGAGAAGGAAAGGGCCAGCGAGGCCUGGGCCAGGAGAGGCCCGACAGGAGUGUCAGGUUUCAAUCUCAGCUCUAGCCACUCAGAGCAGAGCACGAUGUCGGGGGCCCGCCUCAGGCUCUGGGUCUGUGCCUUGUGCAGCGUCUGCAGCAUGAGCGUCCUCAGAGCCUAUCCCAACGCCUCCCCACUGCUUGCCUCCAGCUGGGGUGGCCUGAUCCACCUGUACACAGCCACAGCCAGGAACAGCUACCACCUGCAGAUCCACAAGAAUGGCCAUGUGGAUGGCGCACCCCAUCAGACCAUCUACAGUGCCCUGAUGAUCAGAUCAGAGGAUGCUGGCUUUGUGGUGAUUACAGGUGUGAUGAGCAGAAGAUACCUCUGCAUGGACUUCAGAGGCAACAUUUUUGGAUCACACUAUUUCGACCCGGAGAGCUGCAGGUUCCGACCCCAGAGGCUGGAAAACGGCUACGACGUCUACCAGUCUCCUGAGCACCACUUCCUGGUCAGCCUGGGCCGGGCGAAGAGGGCCUUCCUGCCAGGCAUGAACCCACCCCCGUACUCCCAGUUCCUGUCCCGGAGGAACGAGAUCCCCCUCAUUCACUUCAACACCCCCAGACCGCGGCGGCACACCCGGAGCGCCGAGGACAACGCGGAGCUAGACCCCCUGAACGUGCUGAAGCCCCGGGUCCGGAUGACCCCGGCCCCGGCCUCCUGCUCGCAGGAGCUCGUGAGUGCCGAGGACAGCAGCCCGGUGGGCAGCGACCCGUUAGGGAUGGUCCGGGGCGGUCGGGUGAACAACCGCGCUGAGGGAACAGGCCCGGAAGGCUGCAGCCCCUUCCCCAAGUUCAUCUAGGGCCGCUGGAAGGGCACCCUCUUUAACCCAUCCUUCAGCAAACGCAGCUCUUCCCAAGGACCAGCUCCCUUGACGUUUCGAGGCUGGGAAAGGUGACGGGGGUAAUGUAUGGAAUUCGGGGCUUCUGUGGGGUCCCUUCCCCAGGAGGUCCUAUGAGAUUUGACCUUUGAGGCUCAAGUCAUGGGGUUUCACCGCCUUCCUCACUUCACGUAGAGCACCUUUCUGAAUAGGAAACCCCAACAGGUAAACUAGAAAUUUCCCCUUCCUAAAGGCAGAGAGAAAGGGUCUCUCCCCAACACAUUUCUCUUCCUUGGGCCUCUCUUCUUUAUCACCUCUAAGCAUUAAAAAAAAAAAAAAAAAAAAAAAAAAAAAGCAGUGGGUUACUGAGCUCACAACUUUGAAGGUGUAGGGAAGAGGCGGUCCAGAGAUCCCAGAAGCUUCCCCACUGCCCUGUGUGUGUUUUAUGUUAUGUGCCUGGAUCCCACUGGCAUUUGAGUGUGCAGACCUUGACAUUGACAGCUGAAUGGCGCAAGUUGAUGAAAACACUACUUCCAAGCCUUCGUUCCUCCUUGAACCUCUCUGGAGAACAGCUGUCAAAACACCAGUGGUAGGCUGGUGAAAACUUGACAACUAGACUUGAUGCUUGCUGAACUGAGGCAGGAAUCACAGGAAAACUCAGCCUCCCUUCAGGGUGAGCACGCUGUGUCUCGCUGUCUCCCUCUCUGCAGCCACAGCCAGAGGGCCCAGAAUGGCCCCACUCUGUUCCCAAGUGGCUCAUGAUACAGCCUCACCUCUUAGCCCCGUCUCCGGUUUUUGAAAAUUUGAUCUUAGGAAUCGCUUUUAUAUUGGCUCGUGAAAACCUACCCUGCUAGAUUCCAUAUUUUCAAAAUGGAAAUAAAUUCCAACUCUCCUAAGAGGCAUUCAAUUAAGGCUCUACUUCCAGGUUGAGUAGUAAUCCAUUCUGAACAAACAAUAACCACGUGACUGAGAAGGGGGCCGAGAGACACUGGGACUGCUCUGGGUUAGGUUUUCUGUGACUGAAAAAUCGUCUCCUUUUCUCUAAGUGAAGUGGCAUCAAGGACUCAAGGGGAAAGAAAUCCGAUAACCAGGGGACAUGCUACAGAGGUUACCAAAAGGCAGCCAGAUGGUCGGGCUCGUGGCUGUGGUCUCUAGGCCUCUGCUGCAGCAGUGGCUCUUGGGACAGUUAAAACACUCCUAGGCUGACACAUCUGGGUCUCAAUCCCCUUAGAAAUUCUUGGUGCCUUAAACGAAGACAACUUUCAGUCCCAGGAGCCCCAGUGCUAUCUGGAGGAAGCAGAGCUUCAUAAAGCAAGCAGCACAGGAGCAGAGGGGUAGCAGGCAGCUGGGCCUGACAGUCAGCUCUCAUCCCAGCCUUUCCCCAUUACUGCGGUUCUUCCUGCGAGGGGCUCCGUUUUCCUACCUCUCUUUCAAUGACCACCUGAAGGACAGAAUAUUAACAAGCAAAGUCCAUUCAGCAACAGCUUCUCCCCACUUUUUUUUUUUUCCUCACUGCCAUCAUGUACUAACCUUAUUCUUUCAUCUAUUCUUUUAUCAGAGAAACAUUGGACAACUGUUUUUACCUGAUGGUUUUAAGCUGAACUUGAAGGAUUGGUUCCUAUCCUGAAACAGUAAAACUAUGUAUAAUAGUAUAUAGCCAUGCAUGGCAAAUAGUUUAAUGUUUUUGUUUUCAUUUCCUGUUGGAAAUAUUAUCCUGUGUAAUUAGCUAUUGGAGGCUCCCCAGUGAAAAAUCCCAAAAGGAUUUUGGUGGAAAGCUGGUUGUAAUCUCACAAACUCAACACUACCAUCAGAGGUUUUACAAUUUCUAAUA